This is a messenger RNA of Rhodofomes roseus, 2306 nucleotides long. RefSeq lists its product as uncharacterized. The transcript has 4 exons. The record is from RefSeq and is a predicted model, not a curated record. The coding region runs from base 247 to 2109 and encodes 620 amino acids. Gene Ontology annotation, molecular function: protein binding. NCBI's taxonomy places the organism in Eukaryota, Fungi, Basidiomycota, Agaricomycetes, Polyporales, Fomitopsidaceae.
ACACGUAUCGACGAAGCCAAUGGAGAACGAAGAGAUGCUCAAACUCAAAAGGACGCGACUCAUGUCAGUGAAUGAUCCGAGCAACUCCAUUGGGAAUAACAUAAGCUCAGUCGGGCACGGUUCUGAGAGCCUCGAGGAUCGAUGUCGAUUUGGAAGCUCUGAAGCACUGUAGCCGUUUGAUAAGAACCCGUUGCCUCGUCUCUGAGGCUUCAAGUCUCUUCCUAGCCCGAACCCCGGUGAGUACAAAUGCAUUACAUGCAUUAUUGUCAGUCGAUGACAUUUGGAACUACGUACAAACAGGAACAGUCAGUAGUCAUCAUGUCAAGUCCUGCGAACAGUACAGUUCCGCCGACGCCCGCUCCGUCUUCGCCCAACCUCCCACCCUCUGACUCCUGGGGCAACGAUCCUCGCGAGGAUGGGCACGGGGAGACCGCGCCGUAUCCUUUCGACAACAUGUACAAGGACGCGGACGUCGUGCUGCAGGCCUCGGAUGGUACGCGCUUCUACGUGCAUAAAUCGACCCUGCGCGUCGCGUCGAAGUUCUUCUCCAGUAUGUUCUCCUUACCGCAACCUCCGUUCGAACCGAGCUCUAUCGCAGGAUCGAGUGGUGCUCGCGAGGAGAUACCGAGCAUCCCGGUCACGGAGGAUAGCGCAACUCUCGAGCGACUGCUGCGCAUGUGCUACCCGAUCGACAGUCCUGAUGAUUCCGACUCUAGCAUACAGGCAGUGGCUCCGAUCCUUGGUGCGGCCUUGAAGUAUCAGAUGCCAAUGGUCGCCAAGUUGAUGGCCAAGUCAUUGCUGAACCACUGCACAUUCGAUCCUCUUGGCGUCUUUGCUGUCGCAUACAAAUUGGACUUGCAAAAAUACGAAGCAAGAGCAGUUCACGAAUUUACCAAGUGGUGUACGCGCACGAAGCCCACUCAUUCAAGCAAAGGACCCGGUCGCAACGCGGCGGGGAUCCCUGAUAUCACAUCAUCGCGGGCUCAUUCGCUCGGAGAGUACUCCUCAGAGUUGAAUUCUCUCCCUGCAUCGGUUUAUUACCGUCUUCUGGAGUAUCACACCACUACGACAGUGACUAGCUCACUGCAGAACGCAGAGGCCGCUGUGAAGCAUAUCUGUUCUCGCUCUCACAACUUCCCGGAAAUCCUCCACGAGGCCGACGUGCUUGUAGGACGACUCGCUCAUCCAUUCCGCGACACCACUCGUGCAGAUACUAUUGUUCACUCAUCAGACAACUUCGAAUUCCACCUCAGUCGUAACCUGCUCAGUUUCGCAUCACCAGUGUUCGCCAGAUUGUUCCCUGUUUCCUCUACCGCCACCGCGUCCGACUCGUUGGGGGCAUCUCAGACCGGUUCCGCAGUUCAGACGCCGCAUCGUUUCCCCGAAGACGGUCUCACACUAUCGAGACUUUUCCAGCUGUCUUACCCAAUGCCCGACCCCGAGCUCAGUGGAGAUGGCUCGCCGGAUGUCGAACGGAGAAGUGCUCUCUCCCUGUUGGAAGCCGCAAAGAAAUACGAAGUGGCGCGGGCGCUUUCGUUUGCCAAGCAAACCUGUGUCCAAGCUGCACGAGCAUCUCCCGUGCAACUGUAUCUGCUUGCGAUGCAGUACAACUGGAACGAUGUCGCUCAAGAGGCUGCCAUGCGGGCGGUUUACGAGACGUCCGACAAGUACGUGCCAGAAUUGGAGACCGCGUCUACUGCAGCGUACCGUCGCCUACUGGUGUACCGCCAGAAGUGUCGGGAUGUCAUCUUGAAUGGAGGACAGAGCGAAUCUCCAUGGCAGGGGACCCCCAGCACGCCCCCACGUUCGGCGUACUGGAGUAAGUCGAGCUGGCUGCAUUCCCCAGCUGAGGCGAAGUUCUGGCUCGCCUUUCACCACCGCGUCAGCAGCAAUACAGUCACUGCGGAAAACGUAGUCAUGUGGCCCAUGGACGUCGAAGAGUACCUUCCCACUUCAGUACUACUGGAACGCACUGGUAUGGAUUAUCCUCGGCGGGGUGGAUCAAGUACACUGGCACCGCCGACCUGUCCAGCAACCACGGAACCGGGCGACGGAAGACAAGUCGAGCUCGAAAGGAUAGGCGGAGCAUUAGUGAAGAUCGUCUUAUGAUCUCAAGAGCAGAGCGUGAUUCUCGUGCUUGGCACAGUAUGCGAGAACAGCCAUGUGGGCCUGACCGAACGACCAGAGACAUAUAUGUUUGUGCUCACAACCUGUAUCGUUGACACAGAUCGAAAAUUCGAGUUUAUCCAAGUCGGACUCGACUUGGCGACAUUCUGCUGAGACCGUUGACCUGAGCUGCCGCCGCC